AUGGCGUUUGACUUGGUAUGUUGAGCUUUUAUGUCUGAUAUAAUUGUCGUAUUUUAGGAUCUGAAUUCCCUGUAUAGCAUCAAGGGGAUACUUCUGCUCGACAACGACGGAAAUCGGAUUUUGGCCAAGGUAUGUCGAUGUAGCUUUUAAAUCUAGUUUUGUUUUUAGUAUUAUGACAAGGAGAUAUUUCCUUCACAAAAGGAGGAACAAAAGUUUGAGAAGAAUCUUUUCCAGAAGACACAUAAAGCCAAUUGUAAGUUCAAUAUUUUUUUAGGUAUCUAAAGUUUGCUUUUUCAGCCGAGAUUAUUUUACUGGAUGGAUUGAUCUGCGUCUAUCGUUCAAACGUCGACGUGUUCUUUUAUGUUAUCGGAAGUCAUCAAGAAAACGAAUUGAUCUUGGUUGCUGUCCUCAAUGCUCUUUAUGAUGCUUUCUCUACUAUCCUCAGGCGAAAUGUGGAAAAGAAGGCCAUCUUAGACAAUAUGGAUCUCUCGAUGUUAGUACUAGAUGAGAUCUGUGAUGAUGGAGUUGUCCUGGAGACCGAUGCCCAGGCCAUUGUCAGUCGAUGUGCUCUCAAACCUGAUGAACUUGCUUUUGGAGAUCAAUCGAUUAGUCAGGUUGGAAUGUCGGUAAGAAUUUUUUGACAAAUAGCUUAGAUUAAUAUCAGUAUAUUAUUAUAAAAAAAAAAUAUAAUUUUUUUUCAGCUCUUGGGAUCGGCGAAGGAUCAGUUAAAGUGGUCUCUUUUGAAAUAA
Messenger RNA from Bursaphelenchus xylophilus (pine wood nematode), 749 nucleotides. The record is from the annotation of a GenBank genome assembly. Lineage: Eukaryota; Metazoa; Nematoda; Chromadorea; Rhabditida; Aphelenchoididae.